Molecule: messenger RNA, 525 nt
Organism: Helobdella robusta
Lineage: Eukaryota; Metazoa; Annelida; Clitellata; Rhynchobdellida; Glossiphoniidae
Exons: 2
Coding region: 1-525 (174 amino acids)
Biological process (GO): mitochondrial translation
Cellular component (GO): mitochondrial small ribosomal subunit; mitochondrion
Molecular function (GO): structural constituent of ribosome
Source: RefSeq, a predicted model, not a curated record
AUGGAUCCAGUUAAGACAGUCAAGUUCGUCGGCAAGACACUAAAUUUUAGUGGCAAAAGGUUAUUCGACAUUUUGUGCCGACUUCAAAAUUUUGGCAUCGGCAGAAUAGUCUACCGAAAUUCAUUUUACGAACGUUACGAUGAGCCAUGUUACAUCAGGAUCACAGGAGUCGAUCCAGACAUGUCGGAUCCAACACAAUCGAGUUUGAAUAAAAGGUCAGAAAGUGUAGCCUACGGCACACAAGUAUUCAGAGGAGAAAACAUGGGUGAAAUCAAAAUAAGGAAUGGGGCCAAGGCUGAUUGGAGACUGGUAAUGAAACAAGAUGAAGAAGAAUUUCUACGGAAAGCCAAUAGCGUCCCCAAGCGAGUAAAAACUGAACCACCAAAAGCAGUAAGGUUCCCACCACUGUUAGAACAGUUUCUCAUACAGGAGGCUAACGAAAGAGGGAAUGUCUCGGAAGAAGGACCUUUGUUGCAAUUAAAAGUCCGAUCACAUGAAAAUAAUAAUAUUAAUAAUAACUUUUGA